This is a messenger RNA of Heterobilharzia americana, 3662 nucleotides long. The record is from the annotation of a GenBank genome assembly. NCBI's taxonomy places the organism in Eukaryota, Metazoa, Platyhelminthes, Trematoda, Strigeidida, Schistosomatidae.
AUAGGUGGGAACUUUAGACUAGUGCUGUGUUCAAGGUUAGGACGUUGUUCAACUUAGGAUGUCGUCGUUUAAUGCUGGACCAGCUGGCACUGGAGUUGCACCGGUGGAGCUGACAGCAGGCAAGAUUCGUGAAAUGAUGGCGAAUGCACAAAGAGCAAUAGCUCAGCGAAAGGUUGAGCUGGGCUUGACUGAGAACGGCUCAGCAAACGGGCUUAAUUUCCCUGCGGGUGUUAUUCCUGAUACAGAAACCGUAGACAAAAUGAGACGGGCUGCUCAACUUCAAGCUCAAAUAACUGCCCGUUUGAACACCGGAAUUCUCAGUAGUCAUACUGUUAACAGUGACUCCAGGAAGCCUAAGGAUACUCCUAAUGUGAUCUUCGACGAGGAAGGUAAAACGAUUGAUGCAGCCACGGGAGAGGAAAUACAACUUACUCAUUAUACACCAACGUUAAAGGCUAACCUUAGGGCCCAGCGAGCCCAACAGUUCAAGGAAGUUUUUCAAACUACAACCCAAAAGAAACCACAGAAGUCAUCUGUUUCGACAGUAUUCUUCGAUCCUCGACUCAGAGUUAAAGCCGCUGUGCGUCCGAAGCGACAACUAAUUUUCCAUGAACCCGGGAAGUUCGUCAAACUUGCUCAGCGCAUGCGGACGAAGUACCAACUGCAGGUCCUACAAGAAUCCGUUGCUCACGCCGUCAGAAAGACGGGUAUAGCCAGUGCAGCUAAACUGUCGACUAUCCAACCGAAACGUGCAGUUGAUGAAACGGAUAUACCGGCAUUAGAGUGGUGGGAUGCUUAUAUUCUUAAGGAAGGUGUAACCAGUUAUUCGACUUUAGAUGAACUUGCCGUACAUGGACUCCCAGUUUCAGCUGCUAUAAAUAAAGCGUGGAUUACUAGCUUAGUUGAGCAUCCGGUUAAGUUGAAGCCUCCAACUGAUCUUUCUAAACCACCAGAAAUACCUUUACUUCUAACAAAAAAGGAGCGUAAAAAGCUAAGACGCCAGAACCGUCAGGAAGCUCAAAGAGAGAAGCAAGAAAAGGUUAGACUUGGACUAAUGCCACCUCCUGAACCUAAGGUUCGGCUAGCAAACUUGAUGAGGGUUUUGGGUUCAGAUGCUGUGCAAGACCCAAGUAAGGUGGAGGCAUAUGUACGAGCACAAAUGGAAUCUCGUAAGCGAGCACAUGAAGCUGCGAAUGCUGCUCGGAAACUAACGAAAGAGCAAGCUCGUUACAAACGUAUUAAGAAAAUACGAGAAGAUACAAGCCAUGCAGUUCACGUAGCCGUUUAUAGAGUAAAGGACUUUUCUAAUCCAUCUCAUCGGUUCAAAGUGGAAACAAAUGCCAACCAGCUGCUCAUGUCAGGAAUGGUUGCGUUGAAUAACGAUUGCAACGUAGUGGUUGUGGAAGGUGGACCUAAACAACAACGCAAAUUUCAACGUCUUAUGCUUCAUCGAAUCAAAUGGCGUGAAGGCAAACGGGGAACAGCCAGUAGUGUGCCAAGUUCUUUCGGUCGUGAAGAUCAUGCUACUACCUCUGAGCUGGAUAGUGACCCGGGUUGUCGUUUAAUUUGGAAGGGUACAGUCAAGCAACGUGCAUUCGACAAAAUACAGUUCAAAGCAUGUCCUACAGAACUAUACGCACGUGAACAGUUUCGUGCUGAGAUGCUCUUGAAACGAAAGACCCAAAACACACCAAAGAAUGAUUCGGAAACUUCUGAGUCAAAUGAACUUGAGAAGUCAAAUACACUAAAUGAAGUGCAUUCGAAUGAAACUGAAAUGGCUUCGUCGAAAAAUACCGCCGGCGAAAAUUCUGUAGCUGCCAAUCAGCAUAACGACACUUUCAGUACUUUGCCGGUUAAACGUGCUGUAAUCCCUGCCUUCAAGAAGGUUAGACAGACAGUCACAGUAGCGAAAUUGAAAAGCUGCUGGAAUUCAUCAUCCAUUUCUCCGUCGUCGUGUGAUAAAUCCAAUUUAUCUACUGCGAAGAGUGAUCAGCCAUCGAAAAUCAAGUUGGAGUCAUUGAAUAUUCCAAAGGAAAAAUCGAUGAACCUGGAUGAUUUCAUAACCACCAUAAUGCAUGAAAUGGAAAGUGUGAAAGUCGAGGAGUUAUACGAUAAAUAUUUAUCAGCUCCACUCAAUGAAAGAAUAAGUUGUGAUGCACAUAUACCUCAAAAUCGGGUCGAUUCGCAAAUAUUCAGGAUGACAUCUUCAACUUCAAUAAAGUCUAUUCAAAAGAAAGUAUCACCUAGUAAUAAAGAAUCAUGUGUAAACUUAGACAAAUUAAUUGAUGAUGUUAUCAAUAAGUCUAUCUCUCUACCAACUGGCCAGCUUUACAGUGAAUACCUUGAGGCUCCGACAAAAGAUGAAAUUUACAAUGAGAUCGUUCAUCUAACAGAUGACCUUGUAAACUUGGAUCAGUUAGAAGAAGUAAAUAACAACAAUGGAGUUUUGUCACAAAACGAACAAACAAGAGUGCAAGGAGUAUUGAGUGACUUUAACAAUAAUGUCGAUGACUGCAGUGAAAAAAAACAAGAGACAGGUGUCAUGGAUAGUGAAAAAGGAUUAGCUCUUCAUGGUACAUGGGUUGAAUGUGUACUAUGUCUAAAAUGGAGGCUUUUACAAGAAAUUCUAGAUCCUAGUCUUGUUAUUGAAUCUUGGCACUGUGGACUUCAAGAUAAAUAUAAAAUUACGAGUGGACCACAAGCUGAAGUUAUUCCAUAUGCACUACAUCCUUGUGAUGAACCUCAGCAAGAACUGGAAAGUGGAGAAAAUCCUAAUUCAUAUGUUUACACUAAGUUUACAGCUGGUUCACUAGUAUGGGCCAAACUGGAUGGUUAUCCUGAUUGGCCAGCUAUGAUAGACUGUGAUGCAACAGGUCGAUUUGCUGAAUUUGAUCAAGUAACUGGUGAAGUAACUCGUUACUUUGUGGUUUUCUUGGAUCCAAACUUAAUUACUCGGCAAUCUAUAAGAGUUAAUCGGAUUAGAAAAUAUUCAUAUGAUGAAAAACAAAAGAUUUCGAAGAAAUCUCGAUUUCAUGCGGCAUUGAAUAGAUCUAUUGAAGAGAUUGAAAAAGCUUCACUUAUGUCUUUGGAGGAACGUAUUUACACUUAUGGAUAUCCAUAUACAGAAAAAAGAAAUAGAAGAGUCAUCAAGGAGAAAUGUCAGAGAAAGGUAAAUGGACGAAAAGUUUCUAGCAAAAAUCUCGUGAACACAGCAGAAUGUAAUACGGAUCGCAUAAAGAGUGACAUAGACUCAAAACAGAUGGAUGAUAUUGUAAGAUCCAGUCUAACUCCUAUGAAUGAUAAUAGAGGAAUAUCAUUGAGAAAUGAUUUUAUCGCUGAUGAAAGUAAACAAACAUUGAAUAAUAGUCUAGACAAAGGGAUUUGCGAAAGUCAUCCACUCUCAUUAACACUAGAAAAUGGUAUUGACAAAUGUGAGUUGUUUAACAGCAAAUUACUAAGAGAUACUGAAAAAAGUGAUUUUAAAAUGAAUUCAACCAUAGAAGAUAAUCAUUUGGAAGAGCAAAUAACAAUUAUACCCGAACAGUGAACUAUAAUCUUUUACAACAAGUUACCGACUAAAAUUUAUACAUCAAAUUUCAUAGUUGAAUUUUUACAUAAUAAAAAAAUUAAUGUUGUCCUAAUGCUUUCACUUCUGUUGUUAC